Messenger RNA from Penicillium coprophilum, 1326 nucleotides. RefSeq lists its product as uncharacterized. Lineage: Eukaryota; Fungi; Ascomycota; Eurotiomycetes; Eurotiales; Aspergillaceae. Bases 1 to 1326 code for a protein of 441 amino acids. The transcript is spliced from 2 exons. The record is from RefSeq and is a predicted model, not a curated record.
AUGAAUGGACCAGCCUCCAUCCUCAGGCUACCCCCUGAGCUCCUCGAGAUUAUUGUAUCGAUGGUCCGCUAUUCAGUGGGCACUCUGAAGGCCCUAUCUCAGACCUGUUACUACUUACAUGCAAUCGUAGCGCCUUUUCUUUACCAUUUGGUUGUCAUUUGGAGUCCGAAAUCCAUGAAAUACUUUUUGGAGACAGCUGCGAGGUCUCAUUACUUGACUUCUCUUAUACGAGAGCUACAGAUUCAUUACCAUGAUCUCGACGAGGAGACUGACGAUUCGCCGGAAUAUGUUGAGCCUAUUCUUCCGAGAUUCGUGAAUCUGGAGUCAUUGAUCAUCAGAUCAAACGAUUCUAAUUGGGGCAAGCCUAGCAAGUUGCAACUACUGCGCCACCCACAAGAAACACUCCCUACUCUACGAUCUAUUACCCUCAGCAUUGACUAUGAUUCUGAAUGGAAAUUUCCAGUCGGGUCAUAUAGGUCAUUACUUCACCACCCUGGUCUAGAAAAAAUAACUAUCACUGGAGCUGAAUUCGAACUGAGAUCGCGCGACAAGAGUCCAACAUAUUUCCGAUCAAGCCGCCUUCGAGAGCUUAACUUGUUGAACUGUGAUGUCACACCCGAAGACAUUCAAGGCAUGCUUCAUUACCAUCAUCAACUCAAGCAUUUCACUUUGAAGGGCCAAGAAGCAAUAGAACCUAUACAUUGGCGCGUUGGGGAAGAUAGUCGACAGUGGUAUGUCGAUGCUCUCAGGUCCCAGUCUUCAUCUUUAGAAAGUCUUGAUCUUGACAUUCAAUACAUGGAAUGGGAAGAGCCAAUGGAUCUCAGCAACUUUCCAGCUCUCCAAUCCCUCACAACUUCACCAAGAAUGCUGAUUGGAGACAAUGAAUGUUUUUGGCUUAAGCCGGCCUCAGCUUUGGAAUGGGCGAAGCUUCUUCCGUCAAACUUACAGCAUCUCAAGUUCCGCAGUUCAUGUGGAGUGUUUCCCAUAUCGCAGAUCUACCAGGCUCUUCGCGAGGGCUACCUCCAUCUUCGCUCCUUGACUUGCCAAAUAGCUUCAAAUAUGCUAGAAGACGGCUCACUUUACUACGAAGAGGCAGACCUUAAUAUUGUUGAUCCCGAAGGAAUCCCGGUUUUUCGUUCGCCAGAUGAGAUCAUGUCUGAUGUUUCUCCAGAUGGAGUUCCAUACUCGCAGGGAUUUUGGGAGCUUGGCACUGAAUUCAUUGUGACCGAAGUUCCUCGUAUAGAGAAGCUGCCAGGGUACGAUUCAUGUCCGUGUACUUGCUGGAUAUAUAAGCAUCGCGUCUCGAAUGUGCCUCCAGCGUGGUGA